Sphenostylis stenocarpa is the source of this 1152-nucleotide messenger RNA. Lineage: Eukaryota; Viridiplantae; Streptophyta; Magnoliopsida; Fabales; Fabaceae. The record is from the annotation of a GenBank genome assembly.
AUGGCUUCUUCUUUUCCUCUUUACCAGCCAACACACACCAUAUUCUCCAACACCCAGUUCAAGGGCUCGCGCGGUGGCUUCUUCUGGCGAACCUCUUACUCCUUUGGCUCUCUUACUGAAAACAAAGCUCGACCCAUCAAAUCUUCCGUCGCUACAUCCCCAUUUCCCCUGUUUCAGCCUCCCCAUGUUGAAGAAGAGUCAUCGUCUGAGUUGGAACCUGUGGAUCCUGAUUUCUAUAAGAUCGGUUAUGUCCGAAGCAUGCGAGCUUAUGGCGUUCAAUUUAAAGAAGGACCAGAUGGUUUUGGUGUAUAUGCUUCCAAGGAUGUAGAGCCUCUUCGCCGAGCAAGGCUGUCCACGAAUGAUUUCCCUAAUGAUGAAGUUGGGCAGGUUAUAAUGGAAAUUCCCCUUGAAUUGAUGUUAACCAUAAGCAAGAAACUCCCAUGGAUGUUUUUCCCUGAUAUAAUUCCUUUGGAUCAUCCAAUAUUUGAUAUUAUCAACUCGACAAAUCCAGAGACAGAUUGGGACCUAAGAUUAGCAUGCCUUCUUUUAUUCGCAUUUGACUGUGAAGGCAACUUCUGGCAAUUGUACGGCGACUUCUUACCGAGUGCAGAUGAGUGCACUAACCUACUUCUAGCUUCAGAGGAGGAACUUUUGGAGCUACAAGAUCCCAAUCUUGCUUCCACAAUUAGAAAACAGCAACAACGAGCCUUAGAAUUCUGGCAGAAUAACUGGCACAGUGAUGUACCCCUUAAAAUAAAGCGUCUUGCUCGUGAUCCUCAGAGAUUUAUUUGGGCAGUAAGUAUUGCACAGUCACGAUGUAUUAACAUGCAAACGAGAAUUGGUGCUCUAACUCAAGAAGCAAACAUGCUGAUUCCUUAUGCUGAUAUGUUGAACCAUUCAUUUGAGCCAAAUUGUUUUUUCCAUUGGCGUUUUAAGGAUAGGAUGCUUGAGGUUCUUAUAAAUGCUGGGCAGCGCAUAAGAAAGGGGGAUGAGAUGACAGUUAAUUACAUGAGUUCGCAGAAGAACGACAUGUACAUGCAAAGAUAUGGAUUUUCAUCACCUGUGAUUCACACAAAUGCUCGUAAGAUAGAUACUCUUGAAGUCAGCCUCAUUGGAGGUUUAACUGCCACAACAAAAUCUGUUCAUAAGUGA